AUGCCGAUCGCGAAUCCCGACUCGCUGAAGAAGAAGAAGAAGAAGGAUGAACUCAGCGGCUCAAUCGAGAGAAGGAAGAAAAAGAAGGGCUCCAGGGAUAUGUCAAGGGAACCUCAGCGCAAAGAGGGCGGCGAAAAACUGGUGAAGAAGAAGGAAAACGAGAAGGCCCAAGUCGAGUACAACGACGCGAUGAAGGACUUUGUGCAGAAGACGUGCGCCGGCGGAUUCGCCGGGCUAUCGGCGACCUGGAACGAGCUGAAGGCGUACACGACCCCGAAUGCCACGACGACAGCCUUCACAGCCCACGGCGACAAGAAUCGAUACAAAGACAUCCCGUGCAUCGAUGCCACUCGAGUCAAGUUGAAUGUCGAAGUCGAGGGAGAAGACGAUUACAUUCACGCGAAUUGGUGCAAGCUCGAGGGCCGCGAGACGUUCAUCGCCACCCAGGGCCCGCUCGACAACACGAUCGUCGACUUUUGGCGCAUGUGCUGGGACCACGAAGUGGUGAACAUUGUUCAGUUGUGCCGCGUCGUUGAGGACGGCAAGAACAAGUGCGCAGCCUAUUGGCCCGAGCAGCCGGGCGGCUACCAGAACCACGGCCGCUUCUUUGUCAACAACAAAAAGAAGGACGCGAACGCGGACAACAAGUGCAACCAGUUGAUCAUCGAGUUGUUGCCGGACGGGUGCUCGAAUAGUCGCAUCAUUCGGAUGAUCCAGAUGCCGGAAUGGCCGGAUCACGGCGUACCGAAUAACACGAAGAAGUCGUUGCGCAUCAUCCGGGCUCUGGAGAAGGACGGCGACGCCUUGAACCCGGGCAACACGGUGCUGCACUGCUCGGCUGGAGCGGGGCGCACCGGGGCCAUCAUGCUCGUCCACUGGAUCAAGUCGGCGCUCUUUGCCAACCAGAAAGUCGAUGCGACCGACGUGUUCAAGAAGCUGCGCGACCAGCGUGCAUGCUCCGUGCAGACUGAGCAACAGUGGCUGUACGUGUUCGCCGUCGUCAUGGACUACAUCCGGAUUAAAGCCAAAGACGUGGCGGCCGACGACGCAAAGCUGAUGCAAAAGUUCCUAGAAGAGGGUGAGAAGUCCCUCGGCAUGGCCAUCAUCAGCAAGGCCAAAGACAAGGACAACGCCGGA
Molecule: messenger RNA, 1137 nt
Organism: Mesorhabditis spiculigera
Lineage: Eukaryota; Metazoa; Nematoda; Chromadorea; Rhabditida; Rhabditidae
Source: the annotation of a GenBank genome assembly